This is a messenger RNA of Anoplopoma fimbria (sablefish), 3986 nucleotides long. It is a transcript of the gene memo1, whose product is annotated as mediator of cell motility 1. Bases 428 to 1321 code for a protein of 297 amino acids. The record is from RefSeq and is a predicted model, not a curated record. NCBI's taxonomy places the organism in Eukaryota, Metazoa, Chordata, Actinopteri, Perciformes, Anoplopomatidae. The transcript is spliced from 9 exons.
GAAGAAGAAGAACACAAACACAAACCAAUAAUCCUCUGAUUCUGACUUUGACAGCUCUUGUUCUGUCAUUUAUCUUUUGCCUAUAAUUCGAUAUCGGCAUAUUACAAAUAUUAUUUAAUUGUGUGCCUUUCCAAGUUUGCAUCACAGCAGCGCCAGACUGUCUGACUGCCUGCCUGUCUGACGUGAGCUCCUCUCUCCAGCUAACCCGGCGGCAACACAGCGGCCAGCUGACGGAGCUCUGAGCCUGUUAGCCCGCUAGCGUUAGCUCGGCUGUCUCUCCAGUCGACCUGCCCUUUGUCUUUUACAAGCAAGUCAGCUAGCUGGGAUCGUCUCUCCUCUUUCGUAAACUGACUCUGGCUCUUGCGAUUCUACUUUUAAUCGCCUGACAAGAGUGAAGGAAACCAAGAUAGGCGGCUUGGGAACCAAGAUGUCGAACCGAGCGGUCUGCAGAGAAGCGAGUCACGCCGGGAGCUGGUACUCUGCUUCGGGAUCCCAGCUGAACGCACAGCUAGAAGGCUGGCUGUCCAAAGCAGAGUCCACAAUCAGACCUGCAAGAGCCAUCAUAGCGCCGCAUGCAGGGUAUACCUACUGUGGUGCUUGUGCAGCAUAUGCCUACAAGCAGGUUGAUCCCUCUGUUACUCGUAGGGUGUUCAUCCUGGGACCUUCACACCAUGUGCCCCUCUCCCGCUGUGCCCUGUCACCUGCGGAGAUCUAUAGAACACCUCUCUAUGACCUGAGAAUCGACCACAAGGUUUAUGCCGACCUCUGGAAAACUGGGUUGUUUGAGCGGAUGAGUCUGCAAACAGAUGAAGAUGAGCACAGUAUUGAAAUGCACUUGCCUUACACUGCUAAAGCCAUGGAGAGCCACAAAGACGAGUUUAGCAUCGUCCCUGUGCUCGUGGGUGCCCUGAGUGAGUCCAAGGAACAGGAAUAUGGGAAGCUGCUCAGCAAGUACCUGGCAGACCCUUCCAACCUUUUCAUUAUCUCCUCCGACUUCUGCCACUGGGGUCAACGGUUCCGCUACACAUACUACGAUGAAUCUCAAGGGGAGAUCCACAGGUCUAUUGAGCAUCUUGAUAAAAUGGGGAUGGGCAUUAUAGAACAGCUGGAUCCCAUGUCUUUCACCAACUACUUGAAGAAGUACCGCAACACCAUCUGUGGGCGUCACCCGAUUGGAGUGCUUCUAAAUGCUGUGGCUGAGCUGAGGAAGUCUGGUUUAGAAAUGAACUUUUCUUUCCUGAACUACGCCCAAUCAAGUGAGUGCAGGAACUGGCAGGACAGCUCCGUGAGUUACGCUGCUGGGGCUCUCAUCGCUCAUUGAGGUCAACUCUCGCAGGGGCCACUGCAGCGCCGUCGUCCUGCCCUUACUAUAUAUCGCCAUAACCUGACCCAGACACCCUCCCUCUCGCCCCACCCCAUGUUACCCCCACUAUUUGCAGGAAGGACCUAGACACUCAAAGCCAAUAUAGUCUUCUUUCUCUGUCUCUCCCUCAGCUCUCCUCCGCCUUUCUCCAACCUCCUCUCAGUUUGAAGUGUGUCUCAGAGCUUGUGGUUGAAAUAUUUGGCUUGAAGUGCAGUUUUGAAAUGAUGGAGGUGAAAAUGGUUAGAGGAGAUAGGAGAGAGUAUUAUUUUUGUUUCGGAGUAAGCGUUGGGAGGGGGAGAUCUUACUUGGGUUUAGUCCCAUUUUGUUUUCCUGACAAAACAAUGGAUUUGAGUUGUAAUAAUGCCAUUGUUACAUGUGGGCUCUUUGCGAUCUGUGCUCAUGUAAUUUGCCUCAGAAAAGGAAUGAAAAUAAAAUUGCGGAUCAUAUGGAGCAUUUUGAAAUUUUGCCAGAUGAAAAUGGAAUGAGUAUUUUGACUGACUGCUUCAUGCUACAUAACCUCUGAAGACAGUGUCAUAGGUAGUUACUACCAUUGCUCAACAUAUGUUGUAGUUGUUAACAAAGGGCUGAACCCAAAAAAGUUCACUAACUCCCCUACUGUACAAAACCAAAAAUAUUAUUACUCUAAGUUUAUCAAAUAUUAUCUUUAAUCCAUAUUUUAUUCCUUUUUUCCCCCUCCCUUUUUCAGUAGUUUUAUUAGACGUGAUAGUAUUUAAUCAAGUAGUGUGUAGAUUUCAACAAAAGCAGUGUCGUCGGUUAAGCUGUAAAGCCAUCUACAUCAUCUGCCCAAUAAAUUGCUUCCAGAUUCCAAUUAUAUGCCUGUAGCAUCAGAGAUAUGUUUUGCGGGGGGCCACAGAUUUGUGGGUACUACAGAAAUGUAAUCAAAACCGGAUAUUGUUUAAAUUACUCCAACACUGACACCUCUAGUCUUUGUUUACACUGUCACCUUGAAUCUCUGUAGUUCAAGCAUUUUCAGGAGAUUCGAGUGAACAUUUUUUUUUUGCUAACUUUGCUAGAAAAUGUAUUUUGUUACACAUUCUUCUGUAAGAGCAGCAAAGCUUUUGUUUCGGUUUGACCAAAGUGUUAAAGGCCUACCUGAUCGGCUUAAGUUGUUGGAAAUGUUAUUAGAUCUGUUUACUUGGUAGUAAUUUACAUCUUUUUGUGUUGAUACAUUUUGAUUUAAGAAUGCCUAAAGUUAUCCAGAAAAUGUAGGUCAUCCUAUUUUAAAGAUUUGUUUUCCAGGUUAGUUGCCUCUUGAGUGUAUGAGAUUUAAUUUCAGUUACUCUCGAGGCAGUAGGAAUAUCAAUUGGACAAGGUAAGCUAAAACCAGUAAUGGAAGGCCCACAUUUUAAGAUCAGCACAAAGUCAUAAUGCUUUUCUAUAAGGUUUAAAAAUCUAGCUAGAAAAGUGACAGUUGCUCCAUGCUGUAUUUUGGAAUCUAUUAAAAACACAAAUAUUUACUUAAUGAAAUGUCAAGCACGAGGAUAACCAUUAAUAACAGAAGGAAAGAAAGUGUUUAUUUUUUUGGAAAGUAAUAUGCUAUGUAGUCUUGCUGCCUGAAAUAUCCUAAUGUUUUCAAAGAUGAACAGACUACGUACAAAAGCUGGAUGCAAAAACCCUGAUGAUCAAUAGCGCCAGUAUGGGCUUUCAAUGACAAUAUGACAUAGGAAGCAUCGAAUAUCUGCUGUCCUGUCCUUUGAUAUUUGAAUAUCACUGACUGAAUUUUACUGAUGCAGUCCUCUUACCAUUGGUCCGUCCUACUCGGCACCAUAGGAGGCAUCGCACUUAGCAUUAAGCUACAAUGUCUGACUGAAAGAUGAAUCUUCAGACUCACUUGACCUCUGAUGCUAAUUCAAGGGAAACUAGUAAAGCAUGACACACUGUGCUAUUGUGCCUUUUAUCACCGUUGCACAUAUACAUAUAAAGUGCAUUCUCACUUUUAGUCUUAUUUUAGUUUGUGUACUUUCAGUUUUUGUUUUUCCACAUGUACCCUCCUUCUUUCCUGGUGCCCAACAAUGUGUUUAGCUCCCCCAGCACUCCAGGAGUGUGUGAACUGUCCCCCUCAUCUGUUGUUGGGAAACUAGCACCAACUGUUAUCUCCUUUCUCCAGCAGGGAGUGGUGUUCUCUUUUCUCCACCUCACCUUAUUCCUGUAGAGAGACAAAGGCUGAACCUCAACACUGUUCAUUUUCUGUUUAUGGAUCUUUGUUUGUCUUUUAGAAAUGUUUUUUUGUUUUUGCUUAGAGAAUGGGAACUUGCACGUCAUAAACCUAAAAUAUACUACUUAACUACUCCCUCAAUGGAGUUUUUUUGAUCUCAGGUUCCACUGACAAAGCAUCCCAAAAGGCUCUUCAGAUAAGGCUGUGGAUUCAUGUUACAAAACAAGUAAAAUGUACUGAAAAGAGUGUCUGCUCUGGUGUCUUGUUCUUCAAGUAUUUAUAAGCAUAGACAUCUACUGACUUGGUAUAUAUGCAUUUCAAACACUGCUUUUCAUUUAUGUUGUUAUUCCUCCGAAGUUAGUAGCCGCUUACUUUUUAGCACUUCAGCAGAUCAAGCCAGCAUGUUAGUUUGGUUGUCAAAUAUGACAUUUUCAACCUCAAACAUGU